UCUGGGUGUAGCAGACCAGCAAUGCAUCUGUACCUGCUCCUCUCGCUCUGUGUGUCUCUGUUAGUGCCGGCACACAGCAGCACUUCAGGGACUGACAUCUCGGACUCAGAAAUAAAGGCAGUGUCUGAGUUACUCUAUAAGCUGGAUGUCAACAGGGCCUCUUCCGCUGAACUUGUGAUCGACCGUCAGACCCUGAUUCCUGACUCUGCGACCGGCUUGGAGAAGGACCUCUCCCCCCGCCCGCUAUUCAAGUUUGUGGAUGAGGAUUCCCUAUUCUCCAAGCCCACAUUCUCCGCCCUCCUGGCUCUGCUGGACAACUACCACAGGCAGACUGGACAGACGGAGAACUUUUCAGAAGCUCAGGUGGCUGAGCAGGAUAGGUUCCUCCAUGAGGUCAUCUCCAAGACGGAUGUGGGAAGAGAGCUCUACUCCUUCCUCCACAGCAAAGGCCGCUACAGCUCAGAGGCAGAGUUCAUACAGGACCUGAAGAUGAUGUGGUUCGGUCUCUAUUCUCGCAGCAGCAACAAGAUGGAUUCCAGUGGUUUUGAACACAUCUUUUCAGGAGAGAUUAAAGGCGGGAAGGUGUCUGGUUUCCACAACUGGGUCCGGUUUUACCUUCAGGAGAAGGAAGAGUCACUCAACUACUACAGUCACAGCUUUGAUGGACCUUGGACCACUUUCCCUGAUGUGAUGGGCAUGCAGUUCGAGUGGGGCGGCUACUUCAAGCAAGUUGGCUCCUCCAUUAUUGGCAGCAGCCCGGAGUUUGACCUCGCCCUCUACAGCCUGUGUUACAUCAGCAGACCAGGAAAGAGAUGUCACCUCAGCCUGGGAGGGAAGGCAAUGAGCAUUCAGACCUAUACCUGGGACAACUCGUCAUACGGCAACGGGAAGAAGUACAUCGGUUCGGCCUACCCAGCCACCCCUUAGGCUGUCUGCGGGGCCUCAUGGAACACGCUAAAGGGCAAAUACAAACCCAGCUUGAUCAGACGUUUUAUUGUUGUUAGUAGAUGUGAGACUCUUCCUCCCUCUAUAUCAUUCUCUAUUCUCUGUCCAUCUAUGAAUGCCAUUGUAUGUACAAUAUAUCAGCAGUCCAAAACCUUCA
Messenger RNA from Brienomyrus brachyistius, 1102 nucleotides. RefSeq names its product endonuclease, polyU-specific (gene endou). The coding region runs from base 22 to 927 and encodes 301 amino acids. The transcript is spliced from 7 exons. Gene Ontology annotation, molecular function: RNA endonuclease activity. NCBI's taxonomy places the organism in Eukaryota, Metazoa, Chordata, Actinopteri, Osteoglossiformes, Mormyridae. The record is from RefSeq and is a predicted model, not a curated record.